Cicer arietinum (chickpea) is the source of this 3333-nucleotide messenger RNA. RefSeq lists its product as uncharacterized. Lineage: Eukaryota; Viridiplantae; Streptophyta; Magnoliopsida; Fabales; Fabaceae. The record is from RefSeq and is a predicted model, not a curated record.
AAAUACAGAAUCAUCCAUCAUUAUUUGCUUCUUAAACUUUUUUAUUAUUCCACUAUUAACAAUAACACAUACUCCUUGUAUUUAUUUUAUACGAAUAUAAGAAAGUAUAGAGAUUAUGAUGAUGAAUGAUGAACAAUAACGUGGGAAGAAGAAUAAUAAUGAUUCAUAAUACCUCACAACAGUUCCGUCACCGUUCAUUUCCACUUCUUCCUCUUUACUUUGCUUCCAACGUUAACUUACUUCAUUCAUUUUCUCAACUCUUAGGAUCUUCCAAACCACUUUCUGUCGUGUCUCUCACAAUUUCCAUCCAUAACAAACUUAACUUACUCCUUUCUUUUUCGCCUUCACUUUUUGCUUGGUCAACAUUUCCAGAUAAACAAUUGGCAAAUCAAAGAAAGAAACAUGUUUACAGUAUGAACUAUGAACUUAUGAGAAGCAACAUCAGAAUAUAUGAUACAUGUUGAAGAUAUGUGGUCUGAGUUAGACUUUAGACCUCAGAAAGAUAAAGUAAAACUCAAAAUCAGCUCAAAGUCAGUUAUGCAGAGUGGUGUUUUACCUCAAUCCAAAUCAAGUUCAAGGAAUUCAAAUAAGUUGAAAACAAAAUCUGUUGUUGAGCCUUGUCAAAAAGCGAAACCGGAUACAUUAAGAGAGAUUCUUAAGCGUGAGAGUGUAAAGGAAAGUUCAACACAACAUGAAGAGCUUAUCAAGUACAUGUCGAAUUUGCCAGGUUAUCUCAAACGUUCCGAUAGAGGUAAAAACAUCCAAGAAAAAGCUUUAAAUUUCGGUGUACUCGAUUGGUCGCGCCUUGAAAAAUGGAAGAACAAGCAAUCAUCAUUCAAUUGCAGCCAAGAAUCAUCAUCAAGGGCUGCUACAACAUCAUCAUCUUACAAUGCUAGAAGGCAUAAAAAGCUUAAUGAUAAAAAAGGUUUGUGUUCUUCAAGUAUCAAAGGAUCUUAUAAUGAAACCUUUUAUGAAAGUUCCAAAUUGUCUUCUCAGAAUGUCAAACAAUAUAGAAAUUCCGGUAAAAGGAUCGUUGGAGGAGAGCACAGAAUGAGAUCAAUGGAAUUUGAGUCCAUUGGCAACAUUCAGGUAGAUAAGUCACUUCAAAAGCAGAAAAGGAAUUAUUAUGAUGAAAUAAGCUUGCAGGGUAUGCAACAGCAUAGCCUUAAGAAAAAAGAAAGAAGUUUUAAUAUCGGUUCGGAUAACCGAUUUCCAUCAAUGGAACCAAAAGAUAAAGGUGUCUCAAUUGGUUCUCAGAAGAAAAUGAGUUCCAAGAUUAAGAUGGAUCUGUGGCAUGAAUCUGAUACCGAUGUUGAUGAAAAGCAUUGUCAUAUCAUGCCAAGAGACAUUGUUUUGCUUCGUCCACGAAGGUUUCUGCAAUCGAAUUUCGAAGACUAUUUUAACCUUACUCAAUCAAAAGCUUCAUCCCAUGACGUUUUUUCAGAAUCAAGCCUUAGUAGUUCAUCAUAUAUUUCACUUCCUGAGGAGGCUUACACCGAAAAUGCAUGUUCAGAAACUAUACAUUCAAGUGUACUGCCUUCUGUGACAAGUCUUGCCUCUUCUUCUUCGGAAACAUCACGAGACAGUAUCGAUACUGAUCUCGAUGUUGAUUUUCCUUCUGUUCUAUCGAAGAAACCCAGUUGCUCGAACAAUAUGUCUAGUUUCCGAUCUGAAGAUACUUUCAUUGAAAAAGAUGUGUUAGACAUGAAGCAAAGAAAUCGGUGUUCCUUCAAUAAUAUGAAAGAAUCAAAAGACAGUGAAAAUGCUGAGCUAACAGCUGAGAGGGACUGGAAAAGUUCGUCUGAACGUCAGCUUAGCUUUGGUUUGAAUCGGAUAGGAAGAAGUUUGAGUUUCAAGGAAGGCCCUACUCUUCCAAAACAUAGUUCCAUGAAAGUUAGUACAAAGUCUGGUCCAUUGAUAUUUGAAUCUUCUAGCAAAGACAAGGUGAAUAAUGGUCAUAAGAGAAGCAAAUCCAGCACCUUCAUGAGGUUAUUAGACCCUAUAUGGAAGUAUAAGGCCUCAAACAUACACCAUUCAUCUGAAAAAGGAAGCACGAAUUCGACCGAAUUUAGAACAAACAAUCUAGACGAUGAAAAGAGCAAGGAAUCAUCAACUAAAGCACUUUUGCAGCUAACAAUAAAAAAUGGACUACCAUUGUUUCAUUUUGUGCUCAACACUGAAAGAAAGGUUCUUGCAGCUACCAUGAAUAGUUUAGCUUCGCCGGAGAAGGACGAUGGAAGCUGCUAUUUCACAUUCUACCUUCUUAAUGAAAUUAAGAAAAAGAGCGGCAGAUGGACAAGUCACCGGAGCAAAGAAAAGAAUUGUGGAUAUGAGUAUAAUAUUGCUGGACAGAUGAAAAUAUCUAGCUCUAGAAUCGCUGAAUCAAGCGACCGGAACUUCAAGGGACAGCGUUGUAUGGUGACAGAUUAUGUCCUAUUCGGGGUCGGAAAUGACCGGCUGGAUCAAGGACCAACAGAGUUUGUCAAGAGAAAGGAGCUUGCUGCUGCUGUUAUUGAGAUCCCUUGUGAAAAUGCAAAUUUUGAAGGACUGAUAAGGAAGGAAUGCUUGAAGUGCCUUAUGGCAGAUAAAAGAUGCUUUUGCAUUUCACAAGAAAAUGAUGUUUCUUGUAGUAGUGUUACAGUUAUACUUCCUGGUGGAUUACAUGCUUCGCCGAACAAAGGAGAGCCUUCGCCGUUGAUUCAUCGAUGGAAAUUGGGUGGAUUAUGUGACUGUGGAGGUUGGGAUGUUGGCUGCAAACUUCUUAUUCUCUCUAACCAGGAAACAAGUUCAAAUGUUCCAAUAAGUUCAAAACCUCACCUUGAAAGAUUUCAACUUUUUUCUGAGGAAGGAGCUGAGGAAGACACACCCUUAUUCAUUUUGGAGCCAUUGAAAGAUGGAUUCUACUCGGUUGAAUUCAGUUCAACAAUCACUCAUUUACAAGCCUUGUUUAUUUCUGUUUCUGUUUUAAGCAGCAAGAAACUACCAAGUUCCUUGGAAAUGAAUAAGAAGCAAGAGAUGAAUAAGGAAAUAAAUUCAAAGAACAAUGAUGAACUUGAGGAGAAAGUAAGUAAAUAUUAUAAAUCAGUUCCACCACUCUCACCUGUUGAUAGAGUUUAAAGUGGAUGUUUUUCUACCUUCAUAGCUAUGUGUUAUAUACCUCUAAGUAGCUGAGGACAGUAAGUGGAUUCACUGUGAAAUAUUUCUCCAUUUACUUCCUUUUUCUCUUUAUAGUGAUUCCACUGUCUUUGUAUUAUUGUAUUAAUUGUACAAAGGAACCACUUAAAUGGAUGAAUAAAACCAGUAGUGUUAUCUACUGCACAAUUUCGUCUUAAA